Molecule: messenger RNA, 1194 nt
Organism: Lates calcarifer (barramundi perch)
Lineage: Eukaryota; Metazoa; Chordata; Actinopteri; Centropomidae
Product: macrophage mannose receptor 1
Exons: 9
Coding region: 14-1042 (342 amino acids)
Source: RefSeq, a predicted model, not a curated record
AUCAUUCAUCACCAUGAAGUCAUCUCUUGUCCUCUCUCUUCUCCUGGGUGUUGUCCUCUCUGUCAGGGCUGCAUCAGUGCCUCCUUCUGUAGAGUCUAUGACUACUACAACUCCACUCACAACAGUCACAGUGACAGGGCUUUACAAUGACAGUUCUCCCACAAUGACCACUUAUCCAAAUUACAUUCCAUCCACAUCAAUUACUUGUUGUAUCACUACAUCUCCUGGAACCACGACACCACAAACCACAGUAUACACUACUCCUUCACCAAGCCAGAUGAUGUGUCCUGAAGGAUGGGAGGUGUUCCAGGGACGUUGCUACAGCUUUGUGAAUGAGGACAUGACCUGGCCUCAGGCUCAGUCAAACUGUGCCAUGAUGGACUCCAUGCUGGUCUCUGUCCACAGCGCUCAGGAGUACGGUUUCCUCCAGCAGCUCACCAGCAAUAAUGGCAAUCAGAACGCUUGGCUGGGUGGUUUCUACCUACAGGACCAGUGGUUAUGGAUUGAUGGUUCCUGGUUUUACAAUAACAGCUGGGGCAGUGAGUCCCCAGACAGCAGCAACCCCUGCCUAUUGCUCAAUACGUAUGAGGCAUGGAGCAACUCCCCGUGCAACGUUGGUGGCUUUGCCUCCAUCUGUGUGAAGAACUCCAAUGUCCCACAGGCAAUUGUGUGUCCUGAAGGCUGGACCGAGUUCCAUGGCCGUUGUUAUUACUACAACUAUGAGUCUCUGACCUGGCCUGAAGCUGAUACUAACUGUGCUGGUCUUGAGGCCAGCUUGGUCUCUGUCCACAGCCCUCAGGAGUAUUUCUUCCUCUAUCAGCAAACAACUGUUAAUGGUUUUUCUCCAACCUGGCUAGGUGGAUUCUACCUUGAGGACCAGUGGAUGUGGCUUGAUGGUUCCUGGUUUUACCAGGGGUUUUUUACUCAGAUGUCUCAAGACAGCACCAACCCAUGUCUUUCAACAUAUAGCAAAGACGGUUGGAGCAAUUAUGACUGUGAUCAAACCUACAAUUCGUUUUGUGUGAAGAAUGUGGUUGUGUGAAAGUUGCACUUAAAAUCUGCACCUCACACAGCACAGACAGUGUAAUGGAAUAUUUCAGAAGUACAAAUUUAACCCAGAGGUAUUCUUCCCAAAACUGCCAAAGUAUCUAUCUUGUAGAAAAUCCCAAAGAAAUUAAAGUCACUUAUACAAGA